AUGGGGAACAAGUCAUCGUCACAUGUUCCUCCGGUUUCCCGGGAUAUACGUCAGGUCUAUUUUAACGGAAUUCCGGCGCCUCCGCCGGGUCAUCCAGCUUACUUA
Messenger RNA from Enterobius vermicularis (human pinworm), 105 nucleotides. Lineage: Eukaryota; Metazoa; Nematoda; Chromadorea; Rhabditida; Oxyuridae. The record is from the annotation of a GenBank genome assembly.